Tetranychus urticae (two-spotted spider mite) is the source of this 3043-nucleotide messenger RNA. It is a transcript of the gene Mccc1, whose product is annotated as Methylcrotonoyl-CoA carboxylase 1. Gene Ontology annotation, molecular function: ATP binding; methylcrotonoyl-CoA carboxylase activity; metal ion binding. The record is from RefSeq and is a predicted model, not a curated record. Lineage: Eukaryota; Metazoa; Arthropoda; Arachnida; Trombidiformes; Tetranychidae. Gene Ontology annotation, cellular component: mitochondrion.
UUCAUUGCUGGUUUUGCUUUUAGGUUUAAUGUUCAUCUAACUCUAAACCUGUGAUCAAAGAUUCAAUGUAUCCAUUGUUGAUAAUGGAUACGAUUAAGUUUGUUACAAUUUAACACACUCAAUUACCCCUGAGUGUAACAAUUUACCGAUAAUUUAACUUAAACUACGAAUAAACAUUGUCAGCCUCUGAAAGCUUGGAUUUGAUGCUAGAUAACAAAAGAGAUGAAGUUGUCCAUUGAUCAAUCACACGGUUUCACUUCUCUUCCUCAUCUAAUCAUGUGAAUUAUCAGAGUUUAAUUAUGGUUUGCUGUGAUGAUCGUGUUCAUUAUCAUUCUCAUUCAAUUACAAUGAGUGCCUCCUAGAAAAAAAAGAAAGAGAAACAAGAGUAAGAGUAAAACUCAAAAUGAAGAAAGGAAUAGUAACUUUGUCUCCUAGGUAAUCAUGAAGACGACUUUGAUUUCUAGUCAUCAACUUAUCCUAAUUGCUGCAAUCAGUUAACUCGCUACAUUUUAAUUCCACUUUGUUCAUAAAUUUCCCAACUUGAUCUAAUUAUAUUUUUUGUGGUUCAACAUUAUUCCAAAAUCUUUCCAGCUUGAAUCAACAUGAACUCCUCUCUUUUCCUCCGACCAACAUGUCUGAAUAGACUGAACAGAGUUAGAAAUUAUCCAACGAGUGUAAAUCGAUCUACUCAUCAUCCGGAAUUAUCAAAGAUCUUGAUUGCCAACCGAGGAGAAAUCAGCUGUAGAAUAGCCCGAACUGCUAAAAGAAUGGGGUUGCUAACCACUGCCGUUUACUCAAAUAUGGAUAGGGAUUCAAUGCACGUUUAUCUCGCUGAUGAAGCAAUUAAUCUUGGCAACUCACCCUCGGCUGAUAGCUAUUUAAACAAGACUAAGCUAAUUGAAGCUGCCAAGCGUUGUGGAGCCCAAGCAAUACAUCCUGGUUAUGGAUUUCUUUCUGAGAAUCAUGAAUUUGCUGAUAUGGUUAAUUCAUCAGGACUUAUAUUCAUUGGACCUCCUGCAUCUGCAAUUCGAGAUAUGGGAAUAAAGUCCAUCGCUAAACACAUCAUGUCUCAUGCAGGAGUACCAGUAGUACCAGGUUAUCAUGGAGAGGAUCAAAGUGAUGAACUUUUAAUGGCAGAGGCUGAGAAAAUUGGUUUCCCUAUUAUGAUUAAAGCAAUUAAAGGAGGCGGUGGAAAAGGAAUGAGAAUAUGUCUCAGUAAAGAAGAUUUCUUGACUCAGCUUGAAUCUGCUCGACGAGAAUCGCUGAAAUCAUUUGGUGAUCAAUCUGUUUUGAUUGAAAAGUAUGUCGCUAAUCCAAGACACGUUGAGGUUCAAGUUUUUGCUGAUCAAUAUGGAAACUGUGUAUAUUUAUUUGAACGAGAUUGUUCUGUUCAGCGAAGACAUCAAAAAAUCAUCGAAGAAGCUCCAGGACCAGGAAUUAGUAAUGAAACACGAAUGGAAUUAGGUAAAGCUGCUGUUCUUGCAGCCCAAGCAGUUAAUUAUGUUGGAGCGGGAACUGUUGAAUUCAUUUAUGAUCCUAAGGAUGGAAAGUUUUAUUUCAUGGAAAUGAAUACACGAAUUCAAGUGGAACAUCCGGUAACUGAAAUGAUUACUCGUGUUGAUUUGGUUGAAUGGCAAAUCAGAGUUGCUCGUGGAGAGGUUUUGCCUAAAACUCAAGAUGAGAUUAAACUUUAUGGUCAUUCAUUGGAGGCAAGAAUUUACGCAGAGGAUCCAGAUAAUAAUUUCAUGCCUGGUGCAGGUAAAUUAGGUAAAAUAUUGCUUCCUGAAGACGAAGAAAAUGUACGAAUUGAAAUGGGUGUUCGAAGUGGUGAUGAAGUUUCAGUUCAUUAUGAUCCCAUGAUUGCCAAACUAGUAGUUUGGGCUCCUGAUCGUAGUUCAGCAUUAACUAAACUCCGUUCAUCAUUAAGUAAAUUUAACUUAUCUGGUUUGAAAACCAAUAUAAACUUUCUCCAUCGUUUGGCCUCUCAUCCUGAGUUUGCCAAAGGUAAUGUUCAUACUGACUUCAUUAAAGAUUUCGAAAAUACGCUAUUUACCAAAACUGAAAUACCUGCUGAUAUAGUUGGGAUAACUGCUGUUGCUUUAUUUGCGUCAAAAUCUCAAGAUGAAUUAAAGGCAAGCCCAAUUGCUGCUGAUGCUUUCAGAUUGCAUAAAACAAUGCCUUCACAAAAGUCUUUCACUCUUCUUUACAACGACAAAAAAUAUAAUUCCAUAAUCAAGAAACUUGGACCCGAAGAAUACUCAGUUUCCAUAAAUGGAUCAUCAUUCUGGCCAGUCAAAGCAAAAUUUGAUCCAAAUACUCAUCAAUUAAUAGUUGAAGAUGACGGCCUGAGCAAAAAAUAUCAAUUUUUACAAUCAAAUGAUAGUCAAAUUGCUCUCUUCACUUCAGAUCAAGGAGGAUAUAAUUUUGAAAUCGAAACAAAAGCUCAUUAUCGAUCAAUUGGAUCAGCAGAUGCUGCUGAUGGGGCUUCGGGUUUAACUGCUCCUAUGCCUGGAGUAAUUGAAAAAAUACUGGUUUCAGAAGGUGAUACAGUUGAACCAGGAACACCUUUGGUUGUAAUGAUGGCUAUGAAAAUGGAACACGUUAUCAAAGCGAGUGUAAAGUCUAAAAUCGAAAAGAUUUUAUUCAAACCUGGUGAUAAUGUUCAAAAAGGUGCUCGACUGGUUCAAUUAAAGAGCUUAGAUCAACAAGAAAAUUAAUGAACAUUCCAAGACAAAAUUAUUUUGCAACUUGGUGGCUAGAAUUUUUUAUAUCUAAUAAAAAGCAAGAAACUAAGGAGUAUUAGUUUUUUGCCUUUCAUCUUCACAUGAUUCUUGGAAAUCUGAUAAUCGUUUCAUCAGAGUUUUGAAUUGGAUUGGCAUUUGCAGCAAUAAUGAUCAAGUUUAAAAUGACUCGACAAAUUCAUUUCUCAUUCUCAUUGAAAUUAAGUAAAUCUGUUUGGACCGGAUAAUUAUAAAAAUUUCAAAUUUUGAGAAGCCAUGUGGAAUAUUUAGAAAAAUAAAAUACAAAUCUUUGUUUUGUAAAA